This is a messenger RNA of Agelaius phoeniceus (red-winged blackbird), 1680 nucleotides long. The record is from RefSeq and is a predicted model, not a curated record. Lineage: Eukaryota; Metazoa; Chordata; Aves; Passeriformes; Icteridae.
AUGAAUGACAGAUAUCAGCAGAAAGCAUCAGGGACUGAGAAAAGAGUUCAAAGUGAUCAGUGGCAGUUUCAAGAGGAGCAACAAAGAUUUGCAAUGGAGAGGGAUAACAUCCACAGAGUACACCUUGCUGAGCUAGAAUUCCUUUUUAAAGAAAAAGCUGAAGCAGCAAUGGCUUUUCAGAAAACUAAUGCUGCCCUGCAAAGCAUUGCCAAGAAGUUGAAGGAUAUGGAGGCAGAGCACAAUGGCUGCACCAAGGUGCUGAAGCUCCAGGCUGCCUGUCUGGAAAUCAAGAAUAAACGGCAGGAGAGGUUCCUCCAAGAACUGGAGGCAGCUGCAGUGAAAACAAAGGAACUGGAGGAUGAUGCUGUAGCAGCAAGACGAGCACACGUAGAAUGUAAAUACACUACAGAAGUCAUGCAGUUCAUGAAGACAGCGUUUAUCCUCCGAAACGGCGCAGAAAAAGAGGCGAAACUCUAUGGCCUCGAACAACUCUCUGACAAACUGGCCCAGGAAAACAAUUCCUUGAAGAAUUCAUUAUUAGAUGCUUUCAAGGCACGCUCAUCCCUGCUGGCAGCCUGUGCGCUGCUGUCAGGGGCCCUGUGCUCUCUCUACGGCCGACUGUGCGCCACGUCUUGCCAAAGAGACAUUCUCCAGGAACGGGUGAACCAGCACCAACUCCUGAACCACAAGAUCGUCAGCCUCCUUUAUGCUCUCCCUGCUGUGGUGGAAAGAAACCAGGACGAAGGCAGGCUGAGGCAGAGAAGAGCCAAGAACCUGGUUUAUGCGUUCCGAAGAGCUGUGAUCGCAGUUCUGGCUGCUAACAGGCUGAGGGCUCUGGCCCGAUAUUCUUGUACCUUUUUCGUCUGGACAGAUGGAUGCAGAGGAAGCUCUGGAAUUCAAGUUUGUCUGGGAGAAUCCAGAGGCAGGCAUCCUGUGCCAUAUUCGGAGCUCUGGCUUUCUAGUAACUUGCUGAUCGGCACAGCCAGGAACUGCUUUGCACAACUGAUGGACAACCUGAGCGUUCUGAUGGAGACAGUUCAAGGGAACGCUCGUGGGUGCAGAGCCUACCUGGAGAGGGACUCGCUGAUAGAGAGGCUGGCUCGUGGCCUCCAGAGAGGCCUCCCUGAUACAGCGGAGGAGCUGAGGAAAAGAGACCAAGUUCUGGAUCAACAGGAGAAACUCCUGAAAGACAUGGAGAAGGACCAGAAGCGGCUGUGGGAGACUCUCCAGGAGGCAGAACGUGCCCUUGAACAGGGAGUAAAAGACAAAGAGUUGAUCAUUAGUCAAAUGAAAGCUGUGGAAGCUGCCCUGAAUGAGGAAGAAGUGGUGGACAAUUCAUUCUAUAAACAGCUAGAGAAUGUUUCUGGAGCAUCAGCCAUUUUUCUUGCUGGCAAUUUCAACCUGCCGGACAUUUUUUGGGAACUCAACACAGCUGAAAAAAGGCAGUCCAGGAAAUUUUUAGAGUUUGCAGAGGACAACUUUUUGUCAGAGCUGCACAGCGGAGAGUGCCUGGACACAGAGUCCAUACUGUGUCUGACACCAACGUUCCUCCCGUUGUGCUACCGGCCAGACCCUACAGCGCAUCUGACACCAACACAGCCUCCGUGCCAUGCCACGCACAACAGGUUUUGGGUCAUCAAUGGAACCAGCCAUCAACCUGAUACCAACCAGAACCAAUAG